CGGAAGUUUGAACUGCGGGGCGGUUGGAGCCGGCGCUGGCGGGAGGGAACUGGCUCUUUGAUGUUCUUCAGCUGUUGGAGAUUGAUCUAUUUUCUUGCCCCUUUGUAAUGAAGGAUUGGAACCCACAUGACAAAUGAGUAAAAUUCUCCAGUCUCAGCUGGGAGUCUGAAGAGAUGCCGCAAAGUCAGAGUUAUAAGACCCCAAAACAGCAUCUGCAAGUUAACCUUAAAAAGCAGACUGAUCUCUCUGCAUGGCGAAAAGGAGGGAGAAUUGGCCCUGAAAAAAGUGUCCAGCUUCAUCAAUCUCCUAACAAUCAGGAAAAUUACAAGAAGGAAGACUCCCUUGAUCAAGCUUUGAGAUACUUUGAGAAAGUUCAAGACUGUGUUUCACUGAAAAAGAACAGCGUUCUGCAGAAACACUUGACUACUGUGGAAAGUAUUGCCCUACAAAGAGGGCUACCUCCUGAAGGACUUGAUGUAUUGCUAAACGUGGCACUCAGUGGCAAACUUGCUGAUAAUGUGAAUACUCGUUUACUGAAGAGCCUGAUUCCAGCCUCAGUAGUACCAGAAAGUUCUGUGGUUUCAUCUGUAUCUUGGCUGUGUGUUGGCAAAUGCUCAGACAAUGUCCAGCUGCUUUUUUUGAGAUGGCUGAUCUCAGUGUUUGACUUCAUUGAUCACAAGGAACAAUUUCAUGCCCUGUAUGGCUUCUUCUUUUCCUUCCUCCAAGAUGAGAAGAUGUGCCCCUACAUCUGCCACCUGCUCUACCUGCUGACCAGGAAAGAAAAUGUCAAGCCUUUUCGGAUUAGGAGACUGCUUGGCCUCCAAGUAAAAAUGGGAAUGCAGCCUCAUCUCCAGGCUCUACUAUCGCUGUAUAAACUAUUCUGUCCUGAGCUGGUGACCAUAAACCUUUCUGGGAAAACAAAGACUUACUUCAAGAAUUCAGAGGGCCCAUGGAAAGCAGCAAUCAAUGCAGUCAGGCAAAGAAACCAGGAAAAUUCUUCAGUGUCCCAGCUCCUGUUUUUAGGCACAGCUCGACCUCAGUCACGAAAAAGGAAAUGGAAUACACAGUUGUUUAUACCUGCAAGCAGCACAAACAUGAAUAAUUUAGAAGAGGGCAGGGAAAAGAACUGUGUUGAUUUGUACACUACAAAUGAGUCUUUUCCAGUGGAGCAGCUGCAGACCUUUUCUCAGCUCCUACGAAAUAUCCACUGUCUGGAGCUUCCUUCCCAGAUGGGUUCAGUGCUAACAAACCCUUUAUUGCUUCACUACAUGAAUUGCAUCAAAGAUGACUGUAUUUACCUGAGGCUCUAUUACUGGUUGGGCCAGACUCUUCAGGAAGAAUGUACCUGGUGUGUAGCUGAUAACAGAUAUGAAGAUGAAUUCAAGGACUUCCUAGAAACAGUCUACAAGACAGAGUGUUUCUUGCAGGAGGGACUUCCUUCCUGUGAAGAGUUCCUGUAUAAAAGCCUUCCUCUCUGGGAUGGUUUUUGCUGCCGAUCACAAAUCCUCAGACUUGUGAGUUGGAUUCCCCUCAGCAGCUUCUCUGAAAUGAAGUCGCAUCUCUAUGAUCCCCUGUCACAGCUUUUUUUCACAUCAUCUCUUUACUUUAAGUGCAGUGUUCUCGAGAGCCUGAAAGAGCUUUUGCAGAACUGGUUAAAUUGGCACGCAAUUUAUCGGGACUCAGAGUCUGACUCUCAAGUCUAUUCUUUGAAUACCACACUUUCUGGACUAGUGAAUGCGGUGGCUGAACUGAUCCACUUUGUUGGAUGGAUCUCUACUGUCGCAUUGCAUUUGGAAAAGAAUCCUACUUUCUUACUGUACUUCAUCCUGGAUUUCUAUGAGAUUGUGUGUGACACGUAUCUGAGGUACAAUAUGCCUUUGUUGAUAAUGCCUCCUGCUGGAGUUUUCUACCCCGCGCUUCUCAGCAUGGAUUCUGUCAGCUUGAAUCAGCUCUGCUACAUUAUGUACAGGUAUCGAACCAACUUGGUGGCUGCCAAAGAAAAUGAGAGGAGUAAAAAGAAAAUACUGCAAUUCAAGUUCAGUAGACAAACAUACCAAGAGUAUAACCAGUACAUAAUAGCUAUGGUGGGUUGUCUGUGGACAUCGAGUGCAUUCCAGAAGGAUAUUCAUCCUCAAGGUCUUCGUAUGGAUGAUGAACUGCUGAAGAAAACCACACUGCAGGAAUUCAAAACCAGCUUUAACAUUGUCUACCACCCAGCCGUGAUGGGCUAUGCUGUCCUCUUCCUGGAGCAGGCUUGGCCAGAUGAUACCACCUUCAACUUCAGUUUAAUUAAGGGAAAGAAGUGGAACUGGUAUCUGGAAUAUCUCUAUGCGCAAGGUUUAAAGGGCCUGAAAAUCUUUAUUGAAAGCAGCAUCAACCGUGUUUCUCAGGCCUCUAACAGUAAAGCAGAGAAUGUGCAAGUGUGACCCUGGGACUCACUGGAGCCUUUUUUAUCAUCUGGAACAGGAAAGCAGAAUAUAAGGGACUGUCAGUAAUUCUCCCUUCCUCAGAGGAAGGAAGCAGUUUGCAUUUUCGUACUGACAUCUGUUUUAGAGAAAUGAAGACACAGAAGUGCUUAGGCUGGCUUGGUUCACUAACACUGAGCACCCUCUUGUCCCUUCUGAACUUCUCUGGUCUGAAGGUGCUGAGCUCAUAUGUUAUGUAUCAUCCACAUUUUUCAUCAUUUUUCUCUCUUGGAGUAUCUACUUCGAUAGAUGGAAAAAUGUUUCUUUCUCUCAAAACUGCAAUGAGCAAUGCUGCUUCAUUGAUAAGUGGUGUUGAUCCCUGACAUGCUUUGCCUUCCUUGACAAUAGGUAAUGAGAAACAAUCAGCCUUUCAGGUAUACUGUGUAUGUACUAGAUUGGAGCACUAUGAGCUUCCCAGUUUCCUGUUGUACUUUGUAUAUACUGGCUUUUAAUAGGCUGACCAAACUGACCUUCCUGAACUUAAUUUUCAUUAUGAAGCUUCCAAAAGAGACUUUUUGCUAACAUUGCUUAUAAGGUUCUUCUAAUGCAGCUGGAAAAUUGGGUGCUCAGUUGAUGGUUUAUUGAAGGUUUGAGCAUUUGAUCAAUGUUAGCCACCAGCUCGUAAUUUUCUAUUGGCAAGUACAAAUGUAGCUUUCCUUUUUGUGUUUAGCGCUGUAUGUGUUGUAUAUUAUGCGUGUACAUAUAUAUAAUUUAUAUUCUGUAAAACAUUUCUAACGCCAUUUUGAAUGAACUCUGCUAUAAAAUAUAUCUUCUACUCAGUGUUAAAAUGAAAUGACAGGUAGAACUUGGGAGAAACUGAACUUGGGUCUCCAAAAUUUGAGUGAACUUUAUUUCACUGCUGUAAACAGAAGUUGGAACCACUUGAAAGAAGGGUCAGAGUAUGCUGAAUUUUGCAUUGUGAAUCUAUACUUAGAUCCAGUAACGGAAUCAGUCCUGAGAGUGAUUCCAGAGCCACUAAGGAGGUGUUUGAUUUCUUCAUCCUCUCAAAAUCAGACUGGCUCUAGGUUAAGUACCAUACUUCUCAACUCAGAUGGUUUGGUUAAUGCGUGUGUGUAUAUAUAUAUAUAUAUUUGUGUGUGUGUAUCUUCUUUCUAGAGGGUAAGAAAAUCUUUCACUGAAGACUUUGAGAGAGAUUUCCAGAGAGAUCUGUUUAGACUAAAGUAUUGCACUUUCUCAUCUGGCUGUGUUAUUCCAGCUAGUAUAAGUGCUGCUUGCUAAUUUCUGUCAAGAGAAACAUAUCUUCAAAAAUCCUGAUUAUAUUUUCCUAACAGGGGAAACUCCACAAAUUACAAAUUCCUUCAAGUGGAUAUGUUUCAAGAUGUGGCUCUAGCAUAUAACCAGUUAUCUUCUUUAAAGGCUGAUACUGUUGUUUUUGACCAGCUCAGCUUGUUGGUUGAGGACUAUCCACUGGCUGACAACCCCUAUCAUAGUGUUGCCUGUUGUUUGUUAGACUCCUUAAAGGUUUCAGCUAAGGACCCAAGGAGGGAAAGCUCUGUAGCUCCAUAGUUGCUUUUAUAAUUUUUCUAUGAAGCUACCUUCAUAAAGGUAUUGGAAAUGUUAGCAGUUUUGCUGGACGGCCUGCGUACUGCAUUCGUUAAGGACAACUUAAUUCUUAGCUUUUGUCCUUGUACCAUAUAAUUCUCUUCAGACAUUGACCAGACUUGUACUUCCAUAUUGACUCACGGGGAUUCUGUAUAGGAAUAGGGUUGGAGGGAUUGACAGCCCUAGGAAAACACAAGAUGAAGAUGUGGACUCAUUUAUAGACCUGUAUAUGGGAGCCUCAUUCAGAGGGGAAAGGAACAAAUAAAGAACAUUUAGUUCUAGCCAGGAAAACAGACUUCAUGUUACUUGGGUGAUGUUUGGAGUUUAUGUGGGAGGAGCAGAGCCCUGUAGCAUUCCUGUUGGACUCAAAGGUGCUGCCAGAGGCUUCAUUUCAAUUGUGAAAGGUGCCUAGAUUCUUAAAAGUGUGUGAUGUAUGUAAAUGUAUUUAAAGAGUCUUAUAGCAUAAUCCUUUAGGAUAUACUGAAUAGUUAUUGGUCUGUGAGAUCACUUUUCCCUUGAUGUUGGUGUUUGAUUGAGAAAACACAGAAUCAUGUUACAGAGGACUGCUGUUGCAGCAUCACAGGUAUUUUAUUAUACUCUGUGUUAUAAAAGUCUUUAAACAAAUGGUGUACUGUUUUGUCAUUCAAGUGCACAGUCUGGAUGCUUAGAGGUGCAGAAAUAAAGUAACAGGGCAGGUAACUUCCCUUUAAUCUCAGGUUUGUUGGUCAAUAUGGCCAUUUAAAAUCCUUCCUAUGCAGCAAUGAAGUGUCUAAUAUUACUGUGGGCUUGAGAUCACUUUUCAGCCUCUUUGUAUGUCUUGGUACUUUUUGUCGUCUUUAACAUUGGGACAUUUUUUUCCUUAUUUUUUUCUCUAAGUAUCUGACUUCACUAAUAUUCCAUUUGAAUGGGAGAAUGGUCCCUUUUAGGGAGGAAUGUGCUGCUGUACCUCAUCCUUUCCCUUCCCCCCCACGCUCACUUUUUCCUGUCUAAUCACUGUGGUAAACUUUGUGGACCAUUUUGUACUACAAGAAUAUGCUCAAUGACCUGGCUGACCACAACAUCUGUUCUGAGGACUAAAAUGGAGAUAGUAAAGACCCAUCCAUUUCCUGGUAAGUGGCAAAUCAGUGAUUUACCUUGUACCUCUUUCUGCCCAUUGUAAGUUGCUGUCUUUAUGUAUAUACUAUGAAAUUGUAGCAGAAACAACUGUUUUGUGGUUCUAGUUGAUAGGAACAAUGCAGGAUGAAAAGUUCAUUUAAGGCUCACAUUCAUGUCAGCCAGCACCCCAGAAUAUUUAAGUUUAGGUCAGGUCUGCAACCACCCUCUAAGGAGACUAUAUUCAACAUGAUUCACUAGAAAAUAAGUGCAUCCUUUCAUGUCACUUAGGUCUGCUCUCGUGUGUUGUUUUUUUUUUCUUUCCAGAGGAUGCUCUUCCAAGGUCCAAAUUUCUAGUAUCAGCUGAUCUCAGGGAAUGCUGGUUUGUGUCCUGUCUCCCCAUAAGUAAAAGUUGAUGACUUGCUCAAAUUCCUGUCUGGCCUCCCUUCUUAGGAGGCUUUUACGUGCUUUUGAUGUAGGGUUUCUAUAAUAUUAUAAGCAGGCCAAGGCAUGGUAAUUUCAGCUUAGCCACAUUCUGCAGCUUUUCUAGUAGCCUGUUUAGAUGCUUCUGAACUUGAAGCUUUUUCCUUUAGAAAAAUCUCUGAGUGGGUAUUAAAUAGGAUUUCAAAGUACAGGGCCAGAAUCCUGUCUGGGGUGUCCAGGCAUAGCUGCACUACUUCCUAAUGGAUCUAUGUUGAGUUACAGCAGGUGAACAUCUGGUUCACAGUUCACAAUACCAAAGCCAUUAACGCCUCCCCCUGUCAGACACACUGGCCUGAGCAUUAUGCAUCUGACAAUGCAAAUGCUUCAGGUUAGUAAAGCUGAAUUAUUUUUCUGAAGCCAUGUUUCUGGGUUUGGGGGGGAGACUCAUUUGUGCAUUAUUAUGCAACAGGUUGUCUUGCCCUUUCAGAGAGAGCUUGCUCUGAAAAAGUUAAUUUCAACCUGUUUUCAGCUGAAACAAAGAAACUGGUUCCUCUGUGUCCCUGCUUUCUAUUCUCUUGUUGGCCUACUUCCCUCUGCUUGCAUUUUGCAUUCCUAAUGCCAUGAAUAAAUCAGGACCCAGGGAUUUAGAAGGUGGUACAGCUGUAGCCACUCAGAAAAUUGAACCUCUGAGGCUUGUACUGCAGCUCUAACUGCUAAUAUGUGUGCUUCUGAACUCUUCCAAUAACAUUUAACUGGUACCAAAAUAAAAUUUGCUUUGCCCUUUUUAUAUAAUGUUUAAGUUUGGUCUGGGUUUUUUUUGUUUUGUUUUGGGGUUUUUUUGUGCCUCUGCCCUGCGUUUCUUCACUUUGUAUUUUAGUUAAAAGCUUGGUUAUAAGCCCUUUAGGGCAGGGCAGUUGCCUCCCAGCUGCUGUGACAAAAUAAUUUAUCACAAAUCUUUGCACAGAGGAGAAAAGAGUAAGGAAAACUGAGGGAUUUGGCCUGGCUAAGGAUUCAUCUCUACAGAAUCACAGCACAGUGAAACUUGUCUGGCUGUGGUCCCAAGAUACUCUGGUAACUUGUCAUUAAUAAUACACCCUGGACUGCUUUUAUUAUCACCAUGGCUCCUGAGAGUGUGUGAGGGAGCUCCUCCUGCGUUCUUCAGUCAGAGGAUACAUCCAGGCUAGGUGAAGAACAAGAGGCGUUGAUAACAAGUUUGUUCUGGAGGAUGUAAAGAGCAGUCUCCAAGUAUUUUCUUCCAGGAAAGAUGAUUUACAUUGUACCUAUGGCUUUAUGGAUCUGCUUUUCAGAAUAAAAGUAAUGAUUUUGGUCUGA
Molecule: messenger RNA, 6875 nt
Organism: Tyto alba (common barn owl)
Lineage: Eukaryota; Metazoa; Chordata; Aves; Strigiformes; Tytonidae
Gene: CENPI
Product: centromere protein I
Exons: 21
Coding region: 174-2426 (750 amino acids)
Cellular component (GO): kinetochore
Source: RefSeq, a predicted model, not a curated record